Molecule: messenger RNA, 1689 nt
Organism: Python bivittatus (Burmese python)
Lineage: Eukaryota; Metazoa; Chordata; Lepidosauria; Squamata; Pythonidae
Source: RefSeq, a predicted model, not a curated record
UUGGGCGAUCCUCCACAAGGGAAAGCUUGCAGAGUCUUUUGUGGAACGUUCAGCCCAGGUCUGUCCAGCAUGGAUGCUGCGCAGCAAGAAGCCGCCGUCUUGUACGUGGUGCAGUCCGGCGCGCUGAUGAUGGAGUACUUGCGCGCCCGUGGAGAAGCCUCUUCAGCAGCAGCCUCCCGGCGCCGGUGGGCUUUCCUGCGCUCCCUGAGGCGGAGGGGAGGGGAGGAGGAAGGCGAGGAGGAACCCGAGGAAGAGGAGGAGGAGGAGGAGGCGGAGGAAGAGGAGGAAGAGGAGGAUGGGGAAGAGGACGAGGCCUUCCUCGCGAGGCAGACCUCCGGUGCCGGCCCUAGGCGGGGGGGCCGCCUCCGUUCGGUGGAGAGGCGGUUCUGGGCCCGGCCCCGGAGCACCGAAUGGUGGGACCGCACGGUCCUGGAGACCUGGGACGACGGGAAGUGGCUGCAGAAUUUCCGGAUGCGCAAGGCGACGUUCCUGGAGCUCUGCGCCCGGCUGUCUCCCGCCCUGCAGCGCCAGAAGACGCGGAUGAGGAUCCCCCUGAGCGUGGAGAAGCGGGUGGCCAUCGCCCUCUGGAAGCUGGCCACCUCCGUCUGCUACCGCGACGUGGGCAACCAGUUUGGGGUGGGCAGGUCCACCGCCGGCUCCGUGGUGCUGGAAGUCUGCCGCGCCAUCCAGAGGGUGCUGAUGCGCUCCACGGUGAACGUGGGGACCAGCCUGGCGGACAUCCUGCGGGGCUUCGAGGGGAGGGGCUUCCCCAACUGCGCGGGGGUGGUGGGCACCACGCACAUGCCGAUCUUGUGCCCCCCGCACCAAGCGUCGGAGUACGUCAACAGCAAAGGCUACUACUCGAUGGCCUUGCAAGCCUUGGUGGACCACCGGGGCAAGUUCACCCAUCUGAGCGCCGGGUGGCCGGGGAAGACUCACGAGGCCAAGAUCUUCAACAAGUCCACCCUGUUCACCAAAGGGCAGGAAGGGACCCUCUUUGCCCCGGGCCCCGUGGAGAUAAACGGGGUAUCCAUCCCCCGAGUCAUCCUGGGAGGACCGGCCUACCCUCUCCUGCCAUGGCUGAUGGUCCCUUACACUGAAGACCUAGACGAGGCCAGGGAAUACUUCAAUGCCACUUUGAGCCGAUGCCAAGAACCUCUGGAGGAGGCCUUCAGCCGGCUGAAGGGCCGGUGGCGCUGCCUGACGGGCCGCAACGAUUGUGCGGUGGAGAACCUCCCGCGCCUCAUCUCGGCCUGCUGCGUCCUGCACAACAUCUGCGAGGAGAGAGGGGAGGCCUACGAGGACAAGUGGGAAGCCGAGGCCAGGCAGCUGGCCGCCACCUUCGAACAGCCCCUCCAGCGCCCCGACACGCGCAUUAAACCCGCCGCGCGGUCGGAAAAGGUGAGGGAGGCCCUCUGCCUGCACGUGGCCAGCCAGAGGUGAGCGGCAGAGGGAGGCAGCUGCAAGAGCUUUGGGGGGAACUUGGGGAGACCCGGCGGGCACCGAGACUUCGCACCCUGCGCACAGCCCGGCGUCCACCUCGAAGUGGCACCAAAGGCGUUUGUGUAGCGUUCAGCCGGUGGAUUGUCUUCUUGCAGCUGAUUUUGCUGUGAAGGUCCCGGGUAGGGAAUUCAGUGUGUGUGCCCUUGCUAUCAUCGUGGAAAAAUAAACCUGCGUGUGCACGUGUAA